GGAGCGGGGCGGGGAGCUCAGCCCGGCCCAGCCCAGCCGAACGGCGCUUCCCCGGGGCGAGCGAAACUUCCCGGGGGGCGGGCGGGUGGGGGGGGGGGGGGGCUGCGAGAUAGAGAAUUUUUUUUUUUUUUUUUUUUUUAAUUUAUUUGAAAAUUUUCGGCACUUUCGGCGGGGAUCCCGGGGCGGAGCCGUCUUCGCCGAGCCUGCGGCGGCCGGGAGGGGCCGGUUGUCCGCAGUGCCGCCGGCCCCCGGGGAUGGGCUCCGGUGGGGCGCCCGCCGCUUAGCCCGGCUCGGCUCGGCUCGGCCCGGCCCGCUCCGGUCCGGUCCGGCGCGCCGGGGGCAGCGGGGGCCGCGCCGCGCAGCAUGGCCGCGGAGCUCAGCGCCGAGGAGGAGCAGGCGACCAAGCAGUUCCUGGAGGAGAUCAACAAGUGGACGGGCCAGUACAAUGUGUCCCCGCUCUCCUGGAACGUGGCCGUCAAGUUCCUCAUGGCCCGCAAGUUCGACGUCCUGCGGGCCAUCGAGCUCUUUCACUCCUACCGGGAAACGCGGCUGAAGGAGGGCAUCGUGAAGCUGAAGCCGCACGAGGAGCCGCUGCGCUCGGAGCUGCUCAGUGGCAAGUUCACCAUUCUGAGCGUGCGGGACCCCUCGGGAGCCUCCAUCGCCCUCUUCACGGCCAAGCUGCACCAUCCCAGCAAGAGCGUGCAGCACGUCGUGCUCCAGGCGCUCUUCUACCUGCUGGACCGAGCGGUGGAGAGCUUCGAAACCCAGAGGAACGGACUGGUGUUCAUCUAUGACAUGGCAGGCUCGCAGUACACCAACUUCGAGCUGGACCUCAGCAAGAAGAUCCUCAACCUGCUGAAGGGUGCCUUCCCGGCUCGGCUCAAGAAGGUUUUCAUCGUGGGAGCGCCCAUGUGGUUUCGUGUGCCCUACUCCAUCAUCAGCCUGCUGCUGAAGGAGAAGCUGCGGGAGCGGGUGCAGAUGGUGAAGAUGUCGGAGCUGAAGGAGCACCUGCCCCGGGAAUGCCUCCCCGAGUACCUCGGGGGGUCCCUCAAACUGGAUCCUCUAAGCUGGAACUGCCGGUUCCUGCCCCAGCAGAACGGGCACCCCGACCCCCUGGACGAGCUCAUCCUGGUGCCGCUGGUGGCCCCCAAAGAUAACGGCUCCGUCCACGUCCCCGGGCCCAAGUCCGUCACCCUGCAGGAGCUGCUGGAUCACGUCAGCCACAAGCAGAAGCGGGGCAUCUAUGAAGAGUACGAAGAUAUUCGGCGGAGGAGCCCAGCCGGCACCUUCGUCUGCUCUUUGGCACCCUACAACCAGGAGAAGAACCGGUACGGGGAUGUGCCCUGCUUGGACCAAACCCGCGUCAAGCUGGCGAAGCCGUACAGCCGCCCGGAGCUGACCGACUACAUCAACGCGAGCUUCAUGGACGGCUACAAGCAGAGGAACGCUUACAUCGGGACUCAGGGGCCUCUGGAAAACACCUAUGGUGACUUCUGGCGCAUGGUGUGGGAGCAAAACGUCCUGGUGAUUGUGAUGACAACCCGGCUGGAGGAGGGAGGCAGGAGAAAGUGCGGCCAGUACUGGCCCCUGGAGAAGGAUUUCCAGGUGUGCUUCGGGGCCCUGACCAUCACCAACCUGGGCGUGGAAAACCUCAACCAUUACAAGAAAACCAUCCUGGAGAUCCACAGCUCAGAGACCAGGGAGCGGCGGCUGGUGUCUCACUUCCAGUACCUGAGCUGGCCGGACUACGGCGUCCCCUCCUCCGCGGCCACCCUCAUCGACUUUUUGGGGGCCGUGAAGCAGCAGCAGAGGGUGGCAGUCAGCGCCCUGGGACCUCGCUUCAAGGGUCACCCUGGGGGACCCCCGAUCGUGGUGCACUGCAGCGCUGGCAUCGGCAGGACAGGUACCUUCUGCGCCCUGGACAUCUGCCUGUCCCAGCUGCAGGACGUGGGCACGCUGAACAUCUACCAGACGGUGCUGCGCAUGCGGACCCAGCGCGCCUUCAGCAUCCAGACCCCCGAGCAGUAUUACUUCUGUUACACCGCCAUCCUCGAGCACGCCCAGCGCGAGGGCCUGCUGCUCGCCAACCACAACCGGGCCGGCCAGGAGAAGAGCUCGCCGGGACACUGAGACCCGCUGCCUCCCCACAGACAUCCCCCCCACACACCUCUUCCCAUCCUCCCGGGGUUGCCAGAGCCGCCUCCGCGCCCGUCGGGACUCGGCAGAGCUGUCGGGGCGGCGGUGCCGGAACGCGGCGGCAGGCAGGCAGGCAGCUGCCCGUCCUCGACAAUUAGCACUGCUAUCGAACUGUGCCUUAUUCAAACCAAAUGGUGGCUGCCGCUCGCCGGGGGGUGGAGGACGGCGCGGGAAGAGGCUCUCGCUCCUCUCCGUGGUAUUUCUGUUGGGGGGGGUUUGGUUGUUUGGGGAGGUGGUUUUUCUUCUCUUGGAGUUGUUUUUGGUUUUUUGUUUUUGUUUUUUUUUUCGUUGGGACCAUCUAAAAUGUAUCUAGAGAAGGGCUUUGCAAAGCCCUAGGAAAUGUAUUUCCAGUCCUGCCCCUGGCCUGGGGCUUAGGAAGAGGCACCUAUGUCAGUCUUACCUGCCACUAAGUCUGUGUGUCUGUAUGUAUGUGUGUAUAUAAUAUAUCCUCACUGUGCCCAACCCCAGCUAUUAUAUAGAGACAUAUAUACAAGCACCCGUUUUAGCAGCUCCUGUGGGUCCCCGCUGUCCUGCCGUCUCACCGCUGUGAUCCCUGGAGUGGUGAGUUUGGUCCUGGCUCUGUCUUGUCUUCCCUCCCUGCUCCUUUUUUCCCUUUCCUGCCUCCCUGCUCCUCACAGGCAGCCUUGGGACCCGGUACCCGCUCCCAUGCCCAUCCUGCGGGAGGCAUGGGGAUGCUCGGCGGCAUCCCCCCCGCUUUGCUUGUCUCAUCUUCCCCAUCCUCGUCUCCUGCUGGGAGAGGGCAGCUCUGCUCCCGGGAGGGGGAUCUGGAGGAUUUUGGCCACGGCAGGCGGGUUGGCCGGGGGGCGAGGAGCUCACAGGCGUCCCCUGCCCCUUGGGGCGCAGCCGCGGGAGUCACUAGGUACGAGGUGAUGGGGACAGACGGGGACCGACCGGCUCUCCGGGUUGCCCGGCUUUCCCAAGCCGGCAGCGGGAACCCGCGGGCCCAGCCCUGUGGUGAGUCACGGGCUG
Messenger RNA from Aquila chrysaetos chrysaetos, 3186 nucleotides. It is a transcript of the gene PTPN9, whose product is annotated as protein tyrosine phosphatase non-receptor type 9. The transcript is spliced from 13 exons. Lineage: Eukaryota; Metazoa; Chordata; Aves; Accipitriformes; Accipitridae. The coding region runs from base 364 to 2130 and encodes 588 amino acids. Gene Ontology annotation, biological process: protein dephosphorylation. Gene Ontology annotation, molecular function: protein tyrosine phosphatase activity. The record is from RefSeq and is a predicted model, not a curated record.